This is a messenger RNA of Notolabrus celidotus (New Zealand spotty), 1690 nucleotides long. It is a transcript of the gene parp16, whose product is annotated as poly (ADP-ribose) polymerase family, member 16. The transcript has 7 exons. Gene Ontology annotation, molecular function: NAD+ poly-ADP-ribosyltransferase activity; protein serine/threonine kinase activator activity; kinase binding. The coding region runs from base 139 to 1125 and encodes 328 amino acids. Gene Ontology annotation, biological process: endoplasmic reticulum unfolded protein response. Lineage: Eukaryota; Metazoa; Chordata; Actinopteri; Labriformes; Labridae. The record is from RefSeq and is a predicted model, not a curated record. Gene Ontology annotation, cellular component: intracellular anatomical structure; nuclear envelope; membrane.
UGUUUGUGUUUCGACAUAGCGUCCAUGAGCUUAAAUAACAAUUCCCGAAUUUCCACGGUACAUGAACGCAGCAAUACCCAAUGCUAACAUUAGCUGUUCGUGCAGUGCUAUGAGUUGAGGAAGACUGAAGUGCCGGGAAUGCAGCCCCCGCUCCCCCCUGAGGCAGUCAGAGAGCUGGUGUGCUCCUGUCUGCACAGAGACCCGGUGGCAGCUGACCUCCGGUGCAGCCUGUUUGUCGCCGCUGCACAAAACUACAAGAGGGACUCUCUGCUCAGACCCUUCCCUCCUAAAUACAUAAGUGCUGACAAUAAGGACUUUGAAGACCUCUUGGCGGAUGUGAACUCUUUGCCUGGGGUGAGAGAGCUGGUGAGACUGAGACCCAGAGAGGGAGAUCAUCAUCUGGCUCUCACACACUGGAUUCUCUCUUCAAAGAGUUUUGCUGUGAAGACACUGCAAAAAGAAGAGUACGGCAAACUUUGUAACCUGACAGAGAAUGAAGGGAUUUCUGCACCUGUGCCAGACUUCCUCUUUGAGCUGGAGUACUGUGAUCAGAUGAACGCCAGAUUUGAGAAGACAAGGGCGGGCAGAGACGUCUUCUAUGCAUUCCACGGGAGCCGACUGGAGAACUUUCACUCUAUCAUUCACAAUGGGCUGCACUGUCACCUUAACAAGAACUCAGUGUUUGGAGAGGGGACCUACCUCACCAGUGACCUCAGCAUGGCUGUCCUCUACAGUCCUCACAGCAGUGGCUGGAGAGAAAGUAUUCUGGGUCCGCUGCUCAGCUGCGUUGCCUUGUGUGAAGUCAUUGAUCACCCUGAUGUAAAGUGCCAGGUGAAGAAAAAAGAUUCUGAAAUUAUUGACCGUCAACGCUCAAGAGCAAAGAACAGUGAAGGAGGAGAAGUACCGCAGAAGUACUUUGUUGUAACCAACAACCAGCUUGUGAGAGUCAAAUACUUGCUGGUUUACUCUCAGAGGAGGCACCUGUCCAGACAUUCCCGCAGCUCCUCCUGGCUGCUCAGACACCAUUUUGCCAUCAUGAUGAGUCUCUACCUUCUGCUGCUCAUAUUCAUCGGUGCCUUGAACUCCACCGCCUUCGUAUCCUUUUGGAACAGACUAUUCAGGUGACAAGCCAGCAGGACAGACGGCCCUGGAUGAUUGUUAUCCACUGUGCCUUCCUGAUCAGAGACUGACUGGAGGCCCAAGCAAAGAAAAAAAGUUUUAUGCACCUUUCGACUGUUUGUUCUCUACAAUCCUACUUUUUAUUCUUUGUACAAAUAACUCUCAUUUCUGUUACUCUAAGAUAACAUAUCUCUUUAGCAGCUACACAUUGAUGUGCUCUUUUUGUUGAGAUGGGAAAUAUGAGCAUUCUGCAUUUAAGAAAUGUUAUGCAACAUUUUCACCUGUAAUUGUAUGGUUUAGUAAAGAUCCUGAUUUGUAGAUCAGCUCUGUUGCUGUGUGUUUUUCAUUUUCAGAAGACACAGUUUCACUAUAACUAAAAGGUUGAAAGAAAAAAAUGGCUCUGAAAAUGUAUCAUGUUAAUGCAACUCUGUAAUCAAGUGUUGAUAUCCUAUUUUUAAGAUGAAUGAUUUCUGUAGCAAUUUCUUUUAUUUGUUUGUUUCUAUUACACUUAAUUGUCAGGCUGUUGAGCAGGAACUAAUGUUCAAAUUAAAAUUAGGGCUGAUUCUUGUAA